Hydractinia symbiolongicarpus is the source of this 1372-nucleotide messenger RNA. Its product is annotated as clusterin-associated protein 1-like. Bases 114 to 1265 code for a protein of 383 amino acids. The record is from RefSeq and is a predicted model, not a curated record. Gene Ontology annotation, cellular component: intraciliary transport particle B; centrosome; cilium. The transcript has 12 exons. Lineage: Eukaryota; Metazoa; Cnidaria; Hydrozoa; Anthoathecata; Hydractiniidae. Gene Ontology annotation, biological process: cilium assembly.
UUCGUAUGAUGUCAACCAACAACCUUGUCUUUAUUGAUGGCGUACUUAAACUUGUUAUGUUUAUGCAUUUAGAUACAAAACUAAUAAUAACAUUUUGAGCAACCAUUUGCAAAAUGUCUUACCGAGAUAUUAGAAAUUUCACAGAAAUGAUGAGAGCUCUGGGUUAUCCUCGAUUAAUAUCUAUGGAGAACUUCAGAACGCCAAAUUUUUCUUUGGUAGCUGAAAUUCUUCAGUGGCUCGUGCUAAGAUAUGAUCCGAGCAGUGACAUUCCAAUGGAUGUAGAUGAAGAGAAUGAUCGAGUUUUGUUUAUCAAGUCUGUUGCUCAGUUUAUGAUGACAAAAGCGCACAUUAAACUCAACACAAAGAGACUGUAUGGAGCUGAUGGCUUAGCUGUUAAGGAGUUGUUAAAAGUUACAUCUGUUUUGUACGAUGCUGCAAUGAAAGUAAAUAAGACAGAUCAGGAUGGACAUGAAAGUUCGUACAUUCCUAUUGAUUUUAAUUCCAAGAUCAGUGGUUUAAAGAUGGCCAGACAAUUAGCAUCUGAAAUUACUGUGAAAGGCUCAAGUUUGCAUCAACUUCUUGGAAGAGAAGUCGAACUAAGACAUAUCAGAAGUAGCAGUAUUGCCAGACCAAUGGACCUCAAUGACAUCGAGACAAACAUUGAAAAGAUGAUGAACGAGACACAAAACGAAGCUGAAAAAAUCAAACAACAGCUCGAAAAUAUAGCGUCGGAUGAAGCGAAUCUCAAUUCGAAGAUCGAGAAACGAAAAUCUGAGUUGGAACGAAACCAAAAGCGGUUGAAGAGUCUUGAAAGUGUUCGGCCCGCAUUUAUGGAUGAGUUUGAAGGGCUAGAGAAAGAAUUGGAGGUUUUAUAUCAAACCUACGUGGAAAAAUAUCGAAAUCUGUCGUAUCUUGAACAUUUGAAUGAUGAGAUGACGAAGACAGAACAAGACAAACUGAACGACUCUGAAAACCCAUUGAAGGUGGCGAUGCGCGUGAGAGAAGAACACGAGAGUUUGAUUCGUGGUAGCCUCGAUAUCAUGGGCAGUGAAAGUGACGAUGAGGAGGACGUUUUGAUUGGUGAUGAGCCUCCCAAAGUUCAAAAUCCUAAAGUUGUUGGAUCAAUGGGAGGAGGAUUAGAUUCAGAAGAUGACGACACAGAUGGUUUAUCAAGCGACAGCGAAGUUGGUGUCGGUGAUGGUCUCCUUGACGAUGACGACAUGAAAGAAGGCAGUCCGCUCAGCGAUAGUGAUGACAAUUUUUAAUGUGUGGUUAUCGAAUCUUUUUACAAUACUUAAAGGGGGAAGUAAAUGAAAGCGAAUGAUGAGUUUCUGUACAUGUUUUUAAUUGUAAAUAUAAUAAUGUAAUCGAA